ACACACACACACAGGGAGUCAUGGGAAGAGGUAGACCGACAGUCACAGUACACUCUGUAGUGGUGUAGAGAGAGACGCAGGCUGCGGUCAGUAUGAGAGGAGAUAAGUUUACAGGGUGAGCUCGGCUGGUUGGCAGCCGUUGUCGUAUUCUUGGAGAGACAACCGUAAACCCGGUGGACGUCGAGGAGUCGUGGGACAGUCUGUGUUUAACGGGACGGAGGAAACAACUAGAGAAUACGGACACCGAGCGGCGGCGGCGGCAGGAGCAGGGCGAGUGUGAGUGCUUUGGCGGCGGUCCCGCUGCUAGCGAAACAUGAACAAAAACCACCGAGUGCCGAGCAACCGAUCUCUGAGUGCCGUGGAGGUGAAGAGUAAGUUUGGUGCAGAGUUUCGUCGAUUCUCUCUGGAUCGAUCGAAGCCAGGCCGCUUUGAUGAGUUCUAUGGCCUCCUGCAGCACGUACAUCGCAUCCCCAAUGUGGAGUUGUUGGUCGGCUACGCCGACGUGCAUGGCGACCUGCUGCCCAUCAAUAAUGACGACAACUACCACAAAGCCAUCUCCACAGCUAGCCCUCUACUCAGGCUGUUUCUGCAGAGGAAAGAGGAGGCUGAUUACUCGACAUUUGGCACCGACUCGCUGACGAGAAAGAAAAACACGGUGCUUUCCGCGGUUCUACUGCGGCCUGACGCCGCCAGGAAAAAAGCUCCGGUGAUCAUCAGCCUCCCUCGAGACUUCCGGCCCGUCUCCUCCAUCAUCGACGUGGACAUCCUCCCCGAGACGCACCGACGCGUUCGCCUUUACAAGCACGGCCAGGAAAAACCGCUGGGCUUCUACAUCCGCGACGGCUCCAGCGUGCGGGUCACACCACAGGGUCUCGAGAAGGUCCCGGGGAUCUUCAUCUCCCGCAUGGUGCCUGGCGGGUUGGCGGAGAGCACUGGCCUCUUGGCGGUCAAUGACGAGGUGCUGGAGGUGAACGGUAUCGAGGUGGUUGGGAAGUCUCUGGACCAGGUGACGGACAUGAUGAUCGCCAACAGCCACAACCUCAUCAUCACAGUCAAACCUGCUAACCAGCGAAAUAAUGUUGUUCGUGGUGGUGGAGGAGGAGGAGGAGGAGGGGGGACGGCAUCCGGCAGCUCAGGACGCUCGUCAGACAGCGGCGCCAGCUACUACGGCUACUCAUCGCACGGCGGGGUAGGUGCUGCUGCCUCCAUGCCAACACACAUCAUUCAGAACUUUCCUGUUGGGGAUCUGGACAGCGAUGAGGAUGACGAAGAUCUGGUGAUCGACGCAAGAGGCGAGGCUGAGCCAAUCAGACGAGCCGCCUCCAACUACAGCAUGCCCUCGCUGCCUCGCUACGAGCCGCACUUAAACCUCCGGGCUGCUACCAGCUCCACUUCCGCCCUCUCCAUCAAUGCCAACGGGACCCUGCCAGCCAGCGGCAGCAGUGGAUCGCUAAGCAACACCAAUGCUACUUCGAGUACGCCCUCGCCUGACAGAGCAACAGAGAGGCGGAGUCUGGAGGAAGAUGGCACUGUUAUAACUCUCUAGACUGGGCAUUUACACUUUAAACACUUGGAACCACCUUAAUACUACUACACACACUUGAGGGAGUCACAGAUCAGAAAACUAGCUGAGGGAACAUCCUGGACCAUCAAACUGAGAAGCACAAUGAAAUUUUUUUUUUUUUUUUGCAUACUUACAUGUCAAACACUUCACCCUAUGCCAAUGACCACGAGUGUGCCAUAGUGGUGACGCCCCCCUGAUCCUGCAGGCGAAAAAAGAUUAGUGAAAAAGUAUAAAAUCCUCCAGAAGCACUUCUUUUCACUUCUUAAACUGUAAUUAUGUGAGCCUCCACUAGAGGGCAGUGAUGACAAAUAGUAUCCCAAACAUUUCCAAGCAUCAGUCCCAUAAAUAUAUGAAGGUGACGAUCAUGUGAACAGGUUAAUUCCACAUCCUAUCGUACUCACUCCCUGAAACAUUUCAUCUCACACAUUUCACGACAAUCUCUGGUUGUUUUUUGGCCUUAUCCUCCCACUCUCUCAGCCCUGCGCCAUACUGUAACCACCUCCCUUCCCCGGGUUGACAACAGCAACGUGAUUGGUUGCACAGUUGCGGUACUUUGAACUCGAUGGAGUGCCACAACGAUCGACCAAGCGCUGAGAUCUGCAAUAAUAGUGUAGCUUUUUCUGAGGAUAAACCACCUAAGAAACAAGUCUGGGUCCAUUUGUGGCUCAGAUGCU
Molecule: messenger RNA, 2238 nt
Organism: Labrus mixtus (cuckoo wrasse)
Lineage: Eukaryota; Metazoa; Chordata; Actinopteri; Labriformes; Labridae
Gene: pard6b
Product: par-6 partitioning defective 6 homolog beta (C. elegans)
Exons: 3
Coding region: 314-1546 (410 amino acids)
Biological process (GO): centrosome cycle; regulation of cellular localization; establishment or maintenance of cell polarity
Cellular component (GO): nucleus; cell cortex; apical plasma membrane
Molecular function (GO): protein kinase C binding
Source: RefSeq, a predicted model, not a curated record